CCAACUUCUCUUUUUUAUUUAGAGGAACAAACAUAGUAAACUAGUCUUUGCUCUAAAACAAGGUUACCUAUAACAACAGCUAUUGGUUUGUAUGACUUAUGUUGGAGCUAUGUUGAAUUUCAUUUCGAUCAGGGUGAAAAGGACUACUUUUUCUCAUCGCAUAUUUUAGAUUAUUAGUCGUGCUACUUAUCUGAUACAACAGCAGCUCUGCUUAUUUGAAGAGGAGCAGCUGUUGCCCAUCUGGUGAGGAAGUGUUUCCCUUGCUUUAACAAUGUUUUGCUUUUGCUAGGAAGCCAUCAUCUAUCUCAUUUUUAACUUUUAGAUGGUCAUCCUUGGCAAAACUAAAUUACUUCCCUAUGCACGACCCUCUCACUUUAUCUACUCUGUAACAUGAUUGAACACAUAUAUGAUGGGUGAUUGUUUCCUUUCAGAGCCUCCAUACAUGCUUUCCUAUUACUUUAUGGUUCUCAUAUUUUGAAGGCAGAACAGUCUCACAAAUCAAAUAAAUCUCUUCAUGGUUGACAACAGGUGAACUCUCUUUUCCAGUCACAUGUUAAACAAAAGAGAUGGAAUGAGUACAUUCCUUAUAUCCACCAACAUCCAUCUUUUCUAUUGCAUUCUGUAGUCUGAAUGCAAGGCAGGGAUUCACCCCAUGCAUGAAGUAAAAGCAUGAUGCGGUCCCCGGUAGUAAAGGUAAAUGAGGAUAGAGCUGUAAAUAUCUCCCUUCUUGAGUUACUGCAUGUUAUGUUAUCUCUCUGCUAGCUGGUUGUAAUCUCCUCCUCACCAUCAUUCAUCUCAUCAUCAUCAUCUUCUGUUUCCUUUGAUGUAGUUUCUGCAGUGACUUGGAGAAGUGAAUUUAUUAUUUCCAUAUUUUUGGUGAUAACCACUAGGGAUUCAUAGUUGGACAAAGGGCUUCAAAAGCUAUUCUUUGCCGGUAUUUAAUUCCUAUCAACAGCUUUUUGACCUUGCAAUGCUGCAUCAUUAGGAUCCAGCAAUAGGGCUUCAAAAGCUAUUCUUUGCCAAGAUAGGACCCCACAUUGCUCCUAAAUCAUUAAAUUUCACAUCAGAACAACUUACAUCCAUGCAUUAGUUACCUACCGACCACUUUUUUUCUUGAUGAUUAAGCCUUAAAGACUGAAUACAGAGGCUAUGUGGCAUAUUAAUUCCCUAAUUCUACAACCAAACUGGCUUCAUGAGCAUUCAUGCUAUGCGCACUGCAUGACAAAUGCAUCUAGCUGCACUGUACCUGAAAUGAUCUGAAAAUCUUUAAACACCUGAGAAAAAUUCAAGCCCGUUCUCCCUAUCUGAACAAAGGUUAGACACCAACUACCUAGCAAAGCCCUUAUUUGUCACAAGGCCUUCUUGAAAACAAAUAAACUUUACGAGCAGAAAAGAAUGGUGACCAAUUUUAUACUAAUGAAUACUUUGACAGUGUUUUUGUGAGUGAUGAUGCUUACAUGAAACAGUUGAUGCAUGGUGAUUUCUCUUUUCAUGAUGUGGAAUUGCAGCUCUUAGCUGACACCCUGCUGAUUUCUCUACUUCAGCCAGCAGUGUAGGAUGAGGAGGGUGUUCUCGAAAAUUUAUCCAUGAAGAGGGGCUUUCACCAAGAGGAGGGUGUUCUGAUCCGACGGCCCGUUGGAUCCGCUUUUAAUACACUCGAGAGCUUUAGCUUUUCUUUUCAAAAAGAAGAGAAAGGAAGAAAGAGAACCCGAAAGCCGAGAGGCACCACCACUUCAAUAACAUUCAUUCCUGUGAAACUCUUCUUGCAGUUCCGUUGUUUCUCUUUUCCUUCUACUCUCACAAAUAAAAGGAUAAGAACAUCCGAAGAACCUAACCGCUCUUCUCCCCCACAAGGCUCACCAUGGCUCUCUUCCUCUCCUCUCUCCUCCUCCUCGUCCUCCUCUUCCUCUUAUCUCCUUCCUCUGCUUCUCCCACCAAUUCCCUGAGUUUAUCUCUAAGGAAGCAAGCCUCUAUCUUGGUUGCCCUCAAGCAGUCUUUAUACACCUCAGACCACUUACUCCAGAGCUGGAACAUGUCAAGCCAUGCAGCCCUUUGCUCAUGGGCUUGUGUCCGAUGCGACGACACCAAGCGUUUGGUAGUCGAGGUUAAUAUAUCCAACUCGAACAUCUCUGGUUUCAUCUCCCCAGAAAUAGCCCAGCUCGGGAGCCUUAGAUACCUUUCAGUCGCCGGAAACAGUCUCUUGGGUGAGUUCCCACCUAUCAUCACUAAGCUCUCGGGCCUUCGACAUCUCAACAUCUCGGACAACCAGUUUAAUGGUACCUUGGCGUGGAACUUCUCUACAAUGGUGGAGCUCGAAGUGUUUGAUGCUUACAACAACGACUUCUUCGGGUCUCUUCCUCUUGGCCUUUCAAUGCUACCCAAGCUUCAACACCUGGACCUUGGCGGGAAUUACUUCUCAGGAGCCAUCCCGGCGAGCUAUGGCGAUUUCAAGGCGCUGAGCUAUCUCUCGCUCGCCGGAAAUAAUCUGAGCGGGUCCAUACCGGCCGAGCUUGGCAACCUCAGCAGUCUAAUGCAGCUCUACUUGGGUUACUACAACGAGUUUGAUGGCGGCAUCCCGGCCGAGCUCGGGAAUUUGGCAAGCCUAGUCCAUCUUGACCUAUCAAGCUGCGGCUUGGAGGGCGAGAUCCCACCCCAGUUGGGCAAUCUAGAGAAGCUGGACACUCUCUUCCUGCAUGCUAAUCAGCUCGGUGGCACCAUUCCUCCCCACUUAGGCAACUUGAGCAGUUUGAGAUACCUCGACGUCUCGAACAAUGCUCUCACCGGCGAGAUCCCAAAAGAGUUCUCCAAGCUCCGGGAACUCGUCUUGCUGCAUAUGUUCUUUAACCGGUUUCAUGGCGAGAUUCCAGAGCUCAUUGCUGAGCUGCCGAAUCUGGAGGCCUUAAUGCUCUGGCAGAACAACUUCACCGGGGCAAUCCCGCCUGAGCUCGGGCGGAAUGGCAAGCUCCGAGAGCUUGAUCUGUCAACUAACAAGCUCACCGGAUUAGUCCCAAAAGCUCUCUGCUUCGGUCGGAGGCUGGAGAUACUAAUCUUGCUCAACAACUUCCUCUUUGGUCCCUUACCAGAUGAUCUCGGAGAAUGCUCGACACUCUCGAGGGUUCGAAUGGGUCAGAACUACUUGAGCGGGUCCAUUCCCCGGGGAAUUCUCUACUUACCGGAGCUGUCGCUGAUGGAAUUGCAGAAUAAUUAUCUCACUGGAGUAAUAGCAGAGGAGCCAACAAGGAAGCCCGGGAAGCUAGGCCAGCUCAACCUCUCAAACAACAGGUUGUUCGGGCCUCUGCCGUCAUCGAUCGGAAACUUCUCUGCAUUGGAGAUUCUUCUUCUUGGAGGCAACCAGUUCACCGGGCCGAUGCCGCCUCAGAUAGGCCUACUGAAGCACAUGCUGAAGAUGGAUAUGAGCAGGAACAACUUCUCUGGUAGAAUUCCCCCCGAGAUAGGUGAUUGCCUCUUGCUCACAUACUUGGAUUUGAGCCAGAACCAGCUCACCGGACCGAUCCCAGCUCAAGUCUCUCAAAUUCGCAUACUGAAUUACCUCAAUGUCUCAUGGAACCACUUGAACCAGAGUAUUCCGAAGGAGAUCGGAGGCUUGAAGAGUCUAACUUCGGCCGACUUCUCGCACAAUGAUCUCUCCGGUAGAAUACCGGAGACCGGGCAGUUCGCUUAUUUCAAUGCCUCAUCUUUUCUUGCCAAUCCUCAACUCUGUGGGUCCGUUUCAAAUCCAUGCAACUUCUCAUCGAUGUCGCAGUUCCAACCAGACCAACAGCAUGGUGCCAAAACCCAACUCCCGGGAAAAUUUAAGCUCCUCUUUGCACUAGGCCUCUUAACCUGUUCUAUUGUUUUUGCCACGACAGUUGUCAUGAAGACCCGGUCGAUGAUGAGGAGGAACUCGAAGUCAUGGAAGCUCACAGCAUUCCAAAAGUUAGAAUUUGGGAGUGAAGACAUCGUAGAAUGCCUCAAAGAGAACUGCAUUAUAGGUAGAGGAGGAGCUGGAAUUGUCUACAGAGGAACCAUGCCGAAUGGGGAGCAGGUUGCAGUGAAGCGGUUGCUGGGGAUGAGCAAAGGGUCUUCGCAUGAUAAUGGAUUCUCUGCAGAGAUACAGACUUUGGGUAAGAUAAGACAUCGGUAUAUCGUCCGGUUGCUCGCAUUCUGUUCUAAUAAGGAGACUAAUUUGCUCGUCUAUGAGUACAUGCCGAAUGGAAGCCUGGGAGAAGUACUUCAUGGGAAGAGAGGAGGGUACCUCAAUUGGCAAAUUAGGCUGAGGAUUGCAACUGAGGCAGCCAAGGGAUUAUGCUACCUGCACCAUGAUUGCUGUCCUCCCAUACUUCACAGGGAUGUCAAAUCCAAUAACAUCUUAUUGGAUGAAGACUUUGAAGCUCAUGUUGCGGACUUCGGCCUAGCCAAGUAUCUGAGGGACACCGGAGUCUCCGAAUGCAUGUCAGCCAUUGCUGGUUCUUAUGGCUACAUUGCUCCGGAGUAUGCAUACACUCUGAGGGUUGAUGAGAAGAGCGAUGUUUACAGCUUCGGAGUUGUUCUCUUAGAGCUGAUCACCGGUAGGAAACCAGUGGGGGACUUUGGAGAGGAAGGACUAGACAUUGUCCAGUGGGCAAGGAUGAACACAAAUUGGAGCAAAGAAGGGGUGGUGAAGAUUUUAGACCCAAGGCUGAUCAAUGUUCCAUUGGAAGAGGCCAUGCAGGUGUUCUUCGUGGGGAUGCUCUGCGUCCAAGAGCAGAGCGUCGAGCGGCCCACCAUGAGAGAGGUUGUUCAGAUGCUUGAACAGACGAAGCACUCAUACAGGAUCCGGACACGCUGAUCUUCUUCCAUGCCUUAAAAUCGCUGCAGUUUAAUUUGCAGAGAGCUUUUCUGCUGGUGCAUGGUGGGUGUUAUAAUGGGGAGGAAUCCUCUGGCUGAUGGGGGUGUCGUUUAUCAAAUUAUAUGUACUAGUGCAUGUGAUGGGUCCAGUAUGUGCAUACUUUGUCCCGCUAAUUUUAUAUGAAACUUGUUAGAUGUCCUUAUUGUUGGCCAGUUUGGCAGCAGCUGUCUCAGAUUCCAUGUAGACAUAUAUUUAGUCCCAUAUCAGUUAUUCAUUAGAAGA
Molecule: messenger RNA, 5110 nt
Organism: Phoenix dactylifera (date palm)
Lineage: Eukaryota; Viridiplantae; Streptophyta; Magnoliopsida; Arecales; Arecaceae
Biological process (GO): protein phosphorylation
Molecular function (GO): ATP binding; protein kinase activity; receptor serine/threonine kinase binding
Source: RefSeq, a predicted model, not a curated record